Messenger RNA from Haliotis rufescens (red abalone), 765 nucleotides. RefSeq names its product DNA-directed RNA polymerase II subunit RPB1-like. The coding region runs from base 1 to 765 and encodes 254 amino acids. NCBI's taxonomy places the organism in Eukaryota, Metazoa, Mollusca, Gastropoda, Lepetellida, Haliotidae. The record is from RefSeq and is a predicted model, not a curated record. The transcript has 2 exons.
AUGGCUAUUGUGAAGUCCCGUGAUGUACACCACCACCAACCAAACAGUCCCACCAAGUACACCACAAUCAAACCAACAGAACCAUCACCUACACCAUCACCAACCAAACAGUCCCACCAAGUACACCACAAUCAAACCAACAGAACCAUCACCUACACCAUCACCAACCAAACAGUCCCACCAAGUACACCACAAUCAAACCAACAGAACCCUCACCUACACCAUCACCAACCAAACAGUCCCACCAAGUACACCACAAUCAAACCAACAGAACCAUCACCUACACCAUCACCAACCAAACAGUCCCACCAAGUACACCACAAUCAAACCAACAGAACCAUCACCUACACCAUCACCAACCAAACAGUCCCACCAAGUACACCACAAUCAAACCAACAGAACCCUCACCUACACCAUCACCAACCAAACAGUCCCACCAAGUACACCACAAUCAAACCAACAGAACCAUCACCUACACCAUCACCAACCAAACAGUCCCACCAAGUACACCACAAUCAAACCAACAGAACCAUCACCUACACCAUCACCAACCAAACAGUCCCACCAAGUACACCACAAUCAAACCAACAGAACCAUCACCUACACCAUCACCAACCAAACAGUCCCACCAAGUACACCACAAUCAAACCAACAGAACCCUCACCUACACCAUCACCAACCAAACAGUCCCACCAAGUACACCACAAUCAAACCAACAGAACCCUCACCUUCACCAUCACCAACCCAACAGUCCCAUCACCAUAA